AUGUCUUUAGCUCAACGCAAAUCGCACGCCUUGACUGCACUCUUGAUUGAAGUGAGCAGCCAGCUUGACGAUGAGAGCAAGAAGAGAGUUGAGGAUACCUUGGCAUCUUUCGAAGACGACACGCCGCCGCCUCCACCAACACCUGCUCUCUCUCAUGGCAAGCGCGCAAGAAGAGCUUCGUCGCCUUCCCCCAAUGACGAUGCUUUGAGCGCCACCUCUGUAGAUGGCGGAGAAGCUCACGUCUCAGCUUCAGUCGGCUCCAACGAAGAUCUAGACUUCGUCCAAGAGGACAUUCUCAAUACGGAUGAGGCAGACAACACGGGCUACAUGGGUCACAAUUCGCACGUUCAGUGGCUCAGAGCCCUGGAAACCAAGAUCGAACAGCCCGAGGGCGAACCUGCCAACAUGCCUUACGGGCCACCGGGCGUCGACGGCGACGCCUUUAACCAGCGUGCUGAAGCGCUUCACGGGCGUCAGCAACAGAGCCAUACUCGCCCUUCUCCGCACCAUGACAAGUUUUCUGGCUACUACUUUUACCUUGACAAGUCCAACAUCGACGUCGAUGUUGGUGAUCCACACGUCAUACCCUCUGCUGAGUCGGCCGAGAGGCUGUUCGACUACUACAAAGCAUUCGUUCACAGCCCAUUUCCUAUUCUAGGUGACAUGUUCGAAGCUCAGCUGAAAUCCUACUUUGCCAAGGAUCAGGGCAGUCCUACGCUGGUCGUCUGUCCAAAGUGGAAAGCUGUCAUGAACCUCGUAUUCGCUAUUGGCGCACGCUAUUCUCAUCUCACCGGCGCUGAAUGGCGAGCCGACGACCGUGAUCACCUAGUGUACAUGUGGAGAGCAGUCCAUCUUUUGCAGCUUCAAAGCAUUGAUACUCUAGUUGCGCAGCCAGACCAAGCGCUAAUUCAGGUCAUGUCAGCAGGCGCGAAGGGUACGGAACUGGAUUCGUCGUCUCGUGAAACCACCACAUCAGCUGUAACGAGACAGGCAUCUGAGUCUUCUGCCGGCGAGUCUAUGAUCAAAACCAGCGUAGAUCCGUUUGACGUAGCCUACGUUAGGAUCGAUAUCCUCAUGGACAAGAUCCUAUCUGGCUUGUAUUCCGCACAAAAGUCUGCCAAGUCCUGGAAGGCUGCCCAAAAAGAGAUUGCUUCCUUGUCUGACGAAUUAGAAGCCUGGGCCUUGCACUCCUUGGUUCGGGUCAUGCAAGCCCUUACAGUCUUGCUUCUUGAGUUGUCAUUGGACGGCAUACACUUGACGGUCGAAAAGUCGCACGUUAAAACCUGCGUUGAUAAGCUCAUACGAUGGUUGAAUUCGAUGAAACCCGUCGACGCAGUUAGCGAGAACGCAUACAAUGUUGUCGCCAGAGUCAUGAAUAAGCAGACCAAAGAAGAAGCGGCCCGUCGGCAACUACCUCAGCUACAAGCGACGGAUCAGCACCAAAAGCAACAGGAUGUAGAAAAUAUGGCCUUUGACUCACAGCAGCCAUAUCAGCCGUACAGUCAACCUCUCACGUUGCAACAGUCAGAUGUUGCAUGGCCAAGUGCUAACCCAUCCAAUAGCAACAUCUAUUCGCAGUCCAAUACAGGCAACUUCUAUCUCUACGACGCUUCCGGGGGUGAUUAUCUGAACGAUCCCACUGCAGGGCUGACGGACUUUGGUCAGCCACUGAGUCUGUUCUAUGGGAACCCCUACGAGUCGACUUUCGAUCAGUGGGAAUGGGACCCGGCGGCUUUUCUGGAUCCAGAUCAACCGCCAGGUCAGGGUCAGGAUCAAAGCGGGUACCCAGGGGGUCAAGGUUAUCAAGGCUACGAAGGGUAUGAUCCUGGUGGUGGCUAG
Alternaria metachromatica is the source of this 1839-nucleotide messenger RNA. RefSeq lists its product as uncharacterized. The transcript has 5 exons. NCBI's taxonomy places the organism in Eukaryota, Fungi, Ascomycota, Dothideomycetes, Pleosporales, Pleosporaceae. The record is from RefSeq and is a predicted model, not a curated record. Bases 1 to 1839 code for a protein of 612 amino acids.